Messenger RNA from Harmonia axyridis, 1491 nucleotides. RefSeq names its product tRNA (cytosine(38)-C(5))-methyltransferase. Bases 144 to 1130 code for a protein of 328 amino acids. NCBI's taxonomy places the organism in Eukaryota, Metazoa, Arthropoda, Insecta, Coleoptera, Coccinellidae. The transcript has 3 exons. Gene Ontology annotation, molecular function: methyltransferase activity. The record is from RefSeq and is a predicted model, not a curated record.
UUCACAAUCUGAAGCAGGUAGUGUCAUCUAUCCUAAACUAUCUGAAGCUGUCGGGUUCUAUGCAAAUGGAAUAUUUAUUUUAUGUUGUCAAAUAUAACCUCAACAUAUCGUUAUAAAUAUUUAUUUUAUGUAUUUUUUCCACGAUGAAAGUGCUCGAAUUUUUUAGUGGUAUAGGUGGAAUGCAUUUCGCACUUAAAGGAUGUGAAUUCAAUAGUGACGUCAUUUUAGCAGCAGAUAUAAACCCUGUGGCUAAUGAAAUAUACAAACAUAACUUUCCCAAUGUCAAGCUCUUGAAUCGUAACAUACAAUCUUUAACACCAGAUUUUCUGCGUAAACUUGGUGCCGAUACAAUACUAAUGUCUCCACCAUGUCAGCCAUUUACAAGAAAUGGACUGAAAGGUGAUAUGAACGAUCCUCGAACACAGGCUUUGAUUCAUAUUAUUAACAUCUUACCUCAUUUGAACAUCUCUAGAAUUCUCAUUGAAAAUGUGAAAGGUUUUGAAACUUCUCAUAUGAGAGAUUUAGUGAUUCAAAGUCUUGAUAAUUGUGGGUUCAGCUAUCAAGAAUUUCUAUUGAGUCCGCCACAAAUUGGGAUACCUAACUCAAGGCUUCGAUAUUAUUGCUUGGCCAAAAAAACACCAUUCCAUUUCCAAACUGGACCAUUAAUGCACGACUUACCAAAUCAAAUAAGCAGUUCUCUAAAAUUUCAAAUAAAAGAUAUUUUGGAGGCUGGAGAACACAACAAGUAUUAUCUUCCUAUGAAUAUUUUAAAAAAAUAUUGGAAAGUUUUAGAUAUAUGUUAUAAAGAUUCGCUAAGAUCUUGUUGUUUCACUAAAGCUUAUGGUAGGUAUACUGAAGGAACAGGUAGUGUAUUUAGCCAGAUUUCCAGGAAAGAAAGUGAAAAAAUUCUUAAAGAAUUACGUGAACCAAAUAUUGAGGAGAUAACACAGGAAGAACUGUUAGCAUCAUUAAAAAUAAGGUAUUUCACUCCUUUAGAAGUCGGUAGGUUACAAUGUUUUCCUACAAGUUUUAAAUUCCCUGAAAAAAUUACAGAUAGACAAAAAUAUAUGGUACUAGGAAAUAGUAUUAAUGUUGAAGUAGUUUCUAAUUUAAUAAAACUAUUGCUUUGACAUUCAAAAUCUUUAUUUUUAUUCCUGGUUUUAUCUGAACUAUUUUUAUUUACAAUUAUGGUAUAAUAUAGAAAUUAUUAUAUUGCCAUUUUUUCAUGAUUAAUUGGAUAUGGACAUUUUUCUGUACGCGUUUUAAGUUCAAAUAUUUCUACCUUCCAUUAGAAAUAAAUGGAUUGUUAAACAAUAAUCCAUUGUCCAAUCUAUAUGCACUUGAAAUUAUAUAAAAUUUUCUAGAUUUCAAGGUUAUUCUUUGUGAUUAUAUUUAUACCCUCAAAGCAAUAAAAUACAUAGAUACCCAGCCUACAUUAGAGUACAAAAUGUUGUGAAGUAAAAUAUGAGCCAUCUUUCUUGUUAGUGAGUA